UACCUUUGCUUUUGGCAAGACGCAAUCCUAACACGCUGGAUGAACACUUCACCGGCAUCCCGGCAUGCGUGUGUACGUGCCUGCCAGAAUGCCCGAGAUUGGACAGCGGGCCAAUCAGGGCGCAGAUAUGUUACCGUGAGGUUAUUUAUAGUGGGUGACAAAUGGCUAUUUGUGGCAGAUACGGACUGGGAACAAGUGAUUGGCAAAUGAAAGUCGAGGACGUCAGGGAGGAAAAAAGAUGCUUGCUUGCCCGAACCUGCCAUCGUUGUCUGGGUAACAGCUUCCUCUCCCCGUGUCCUCCUUUAUAAACCCUCCCCGUCAGGCCCAAAUGCCUCCUCACUCUUCUUUCCCUCCCUACUUCUUCGCUCUCUCGUGGCUUUAGCUUUUAACAGCUGGUGCUGUCAGAUCCCUCUUUCUUACUUUUUCGUCCAGGAUCCCUAAUUCAGCCCAGUCUUUUCAUCUUUUAUCGAAGCUAGCUUCACCCAAAUCGUAGUCAUGAAGUUCUCUACCUCGCUCUCUUCUCUCCUUCUCCUUCUCCCUCUGCUGGCGCACCAGGUCGCCGCUAACCCCCUCGGCUUCAAGGGUGGAAAUGGCAACAACAACAAUGGCAGCAAUAACGGCAACAACAACGCUGGUGCGAACAACGGUAACAACAACGCUGGUGGAACCAACGGUAACAACAACACCGGGAACAACAACGGAAACACCAACACCGGCAACAACAACGGCAAUAACAACACCAACACUGGCGGUGAUGCUCAGACGUCCCUCACUCUCGACCCUGCUGUGAUCGCUCAGGGUUUCGAAAAUGAUGGUCAAGACCAACCCACUGCCGGACAAGUUGCCUCAUUGACAUCGAGCAACAACUUCAUCAACUUUUGCUUGACCGUUCCCAACAAGGUUAUCACCAACGGUCAACAAGUCAAAGACGGUUCAUGUAACCCCGCCCCGAUGGGUGUCAUCGCUGCUCAAACCAACAUGCCUUCUGCGAAGUUCCAGUUCCCCACCAACGGCGCUACUAUCAAGGCCGACACCGAGUUCACCAUCAAGAUGGCUAUCAGCCAUCUCGAGACUGGCUUCUUCACCAACGCCAAUGAGAACUACUUUGCUGCUCCCCAACAAGUCAACGGAGCUGGUGAUAUCCAGGGUCACUCUCACGUCGUCGUCGAGCUUUUGCAGAGUCUGGACCAGACUACCCCGACUGACCCUACCGUCUUUGCGUUCUUCAAGGGUUUGAACGACAAGGCCGCCAAUGGUGUCCUCACUGCGGACGUCGCCAAAGGUCUUCCCGCUGGUGCUUACCGUCUUUCGUCCAUCAACAGCGCCGCUAACCAUCAACCUGUUCUCGUCGCUGUCGCACAACACGGUUCCCUCGACGACAUGGUCUACUUCACCGUUACCGAUGAUGGCCAAGCUGCAGGAGGCUCAAACUCCACCGACACUGGUGCCGGCGCCGCCUCUUCAUCAGUAGCCGCAACCGCAACCGCCGUCGCUUCCUCCGCCGCCGCAUCAUCUGCAGCCGCUUCAACCGCUGCUGCUGCCACUGCUACCGUCGGACUCAAGGGUUCGAAUGCAGGUGGCAAGCCUGGUGUCCAGGGCGGUUUCGCUCAGGGCAACAACCAGAACCAGAACCAGAACAAGGGCCCUCAGGGUGGGUUCGGUGGCUUUGGUGGGAAGUUCAACAGGAGGAGCGCGUUGAACCGAUUGGCUCUUAACUAAACGAUUUCGGGUUUUCUUUGAUCACCUCCUGAGAUCGCUUUUCACUUCUUUCGUUCCCACUCACGUUGCACAUCGCAUACUCGCUCGUUCAUCUUCCGUCGUUUUUAGCUUGCUUUGCUGCCUGUGACAGCUUUCUCGUUUCCGUUCCCCCUCCCCUAGCUAUAGCUACGCUACGCUCUUGAGCCUACAAUUAAGAUAGGUAGAUUGAAAGAAGUCUCGGCUAGUCUUUGAAUAGAUUGGCUGGGUUUAGGAUCCAACUUCACCGGUGUGAUAAUGUGAC
Messenger RNA from Somion occarium, 1999 nucleotides. The record is from the annotation of a GenBank genome assembly. NCBI's taxonomy places the organism in Eukaryota, Fungi, Basidiomycota, Agaricomycetes, Polyporales, Cerrenaceae.